UAAUAUAUGAAUAACUGUAGCACAAUAUUCGCGAUCUGGCAAGCACAUUAAGUUUCGCGCGCAACGGAAGAACUGGCUGAACAUGAACGAACGAACUUGUUUAGUCCAUUGAACGAGCACAACACUAAGAGCAACUCUGCUGUUAAUAUCGAGUUCAAGAGUAAUCGAUCGACGCGACUUAAAAUUGUGGUGAAUUUCAGUAGUUUUCAUAUAAAUGAAGCCUGCACUCAUUGCACCUCGCAGCGGCCAUGAUAGACUCUAACUAUACGCCGGAAUUUAGUGAAGCAGAGCAAACGCUGAUUCACAGCGAAUUUAGCAGACUUGCAGAGAGCACUUAUCUCGAUCAUGCGGGCACAACACUCUAUGCCGAAACACAAGUGCUGUCGGCAGCGCAGCAGCUGCAGCGCGACGUCAUAUGCAAUCCACAUACAUGCCGCCUAACCGGCGACUAUGUGGAUCAAGUGCGUUACCGAGUACUGGAGUUUUUUAAUACCAAGGCGGAGGACUAUCAUGUGAUAUUUACAGCAAAUGCAACAGCAGCGCUGCGUUUGGUGGCAGAGCACUUUGAUUUCCUGGAGGCAGGUAAUUUUCAUUAUUGCCAAGAGAAUCAUACAUCAGUGCUGGGCAUGCGUGAGUUGGUUAAGGCCAAUGGCAUUUACAUGUUGACAGCGGAACAGCUGGCUAAGCAUGCAGAGUUGCAGCUGCAGUCGCCAGUAGUAGAUCAGGCAGCCACUGCCAAUUCUUUGGUUGUUUUUUCUGCGCAGUGUAAUUUCAGCGGCUACAAGCUGCCACUGGACAUUAUCAAGCAGCUGCAGCAGCAGGGACUACAGGAGACGGGCAAAGAAGUAAAAGCGCCAAAAGCAGAUGCAGCCAGUCAGCAGUACUAUGUGUGCCUGGAUGCAGCAAGCUAUGCAGCCAGCAGUCCCUUGGACUUGCAACGCUAUCCCGCCGACUUUGUUUGCCUCAGUUUCUAUAAGAUCUUUGGCUACCCCACGGGCGUGGGUGCGCUGCUGGUGAGCAAACGUGGUGCUGAAGCUUUGCGCUCGCGCUAUUAUGGUGGCGGCAGCAUUAACUAUGCCUAUGCGCAUACGUUGGAGCAUCAACUGCGUGGCAGCUUGCAUGAGCGCUUUGAAAACGGCACGCUGCCUUUUUUGUCUAUUGUGGAGCUGCUGCAGGGCUUUCGCACGCUGGAACGCUUAGUGCCAGGUGCUAACCCUAUGGAGCGCAUCUCCCGCCACGUGCAUGGCCUGGCCAAGUACUGCGCAGCGCAGCUGCAGCAACUCAAGCAUCCCAACGGUGCGCCACUCAUUCAGCUCUACAAUCAUGCCGGCUAUGAGCAGCGUGCCCAGCAAGGCGGCAUUGUGGCCUUCAACGUGCGCACGGCUGACGGCGCUUAUGUGGGCUUCGGCGAGGUGGCCUGUGUGGCUGCACUGCAGCGCAUUUUGCUGCGCACAGGCUGCUUCUGCAACAUAGGCGCCUGCCAGCGGCACCUGCAGCUGACGCCAGAGACUAUGGAUAGCAUUUAUAAGCGCGCGGGACGCGUUUGUGGCGAUUAUUAUGAUUUGCUUGAUGGUCAGCCCACGGGCGCGGUGCGUGUAUCCUUUGGCUACAUGACAAGGCGCCAGGAUGUGGAUAAGUUCUUGGACAUGCUGCGCUUGAGCUACCUGCAGCUGCCCAAGCAGCAGCGCCUGCUGGACAUAGAGCAGCAAGCAGCGCAGCUGCCCCAAGUUCUGCAGCAGCGCGUGCAGCGACUGCGCCCGCGUCUGCUCGAGCUGGCCAUAUAUCCCGUCAAGUCCUGUGCCGCAUUCAAAAUAGCUGCAGCUGCCGCUUGGCCCUUGACAGCACAAGGCCUGCAGUACGAUCGCGAAUGGAUGAUUGUGGAUCACAAUGGCUUGGCCUUGACGCAAAAGCGCUGCACGCAGCUGUGUCUGCUCCAGCCGCGCAUUGUCGGCUCAGCCUUGCAGUUGCACUUUGAUAGCGCGGCCAGUUUCUUCAGCGUGCCACUCGCACUGGAGCAGUCCACGCGUUGCUUGAGCAAGGUCUGUCGCCAACCUGUCGAAGGCUUCGAUUGUGGCGACGAUGUGGCCAACUGGCUGUCCGAGCAGCUUGACUUGCCUGGCCUGCGUUUGCUGCGCCAAUCGAUGCAGCGCAGCUCGACCGGCGUACAGUUGAGUUUGGUCAACCAGGCGCAGUUUCUGCUGGUGAAUCGCGCCUCAGUGCGUCAUCUGCAGUUUGAGGAGCCUUUGGCGGAUACGGUGGAUCGCUUCCGCGCCAAUAUUGUCAUAGACACCGAUGUGCCCUUUGAAGAGCUGGCGUUCACCAAGCUGCGCAUUGGCCAAGUGCUGUUCGAGGUAAAUGGUCCUUGCCAGCGCUGUGAUAUGAUCUGUAUUAAUCAACGCACGGGUGAACGUUCGCCGGACACUCUGACCACUAUUGCGCGUCUGCAGAGCGGUAAGAUGCGCUUUGGCAUUUAUAUAUCAAGAAUAACUGAGGAAUUGGCUGACAAGCAGCAGCAGCAGCAGCAGCUGCAUCUGGCACUUGGUGACGUCAUCACUAUCAAUUAAUUAACUGUUUAGUAAAUACAUAGUAUAUACAUAUGUAAGUGCAUACAUCACAUUUCGGUACUUGGUACAUGACUUAUUCCUUAAGUUUACAUAUAGUAAACAUAAUACCUCCGGCCUUCUUGCCAAGCAGUCAGUGGAAAAUGCUUGAUCACAUUUUAUUUGUUAUUAUUUACAAUAAACGCACGGCUAUAAACAAACUGA
Messenger RNA from Drosophila busckii, 2765 nucleotides. RefSeq names its product molybdenum cofactor sulfurase (gene mal). The record is from RefSeq and is a predicted model, not a curated record. The transcript has 3 exons. The coding region runs from base 249 to 2564 and encodes 771 amino acids. Gene Ontology annotation, biological process: Mo-molybdopterin cofactor biosynthetic process. Lineage: Eukaryota; Metazoa; Arthropoda; Insecta; Diptera; Drosophilidae. Gene Ontology annotation, molecular function: pyridoxal phosphate binding; molybdenum ion binding; molybdenum cofactor sulfurtransferase activity.